This is a messenger RNA of Diaporthe amygdali, 4881 nucleotides long. RefSeq names its product cross pathway control-3. The transcript has 5 exons. Lineage: Eukaryota; Fungi; Ascomycota; Sordariomycetes; Diaporthales; Diaporthaceae. Gene Ontology annotation, biological process: regulation of translational initiation by eIF2 alpha phosphorylation; DNA damage checkpoint signaling. The coding region runs from base 1 to 4881 and encodes 1626 amino acids. The record is from RefSeq and is a predicted model, not a curated record. Gene Ontology annotation, molecular function: protein binding; eukaryotic translation initiation factor 2alpha kinase activity; ATP binding.
AUGGCUGGCAAGAAGAGAAACAAGACUGCUCCAAAGAACAUAGAGAAAAAUGAGCCCAAGCAAGGUCCAUCGGGCCCGCAGUCCCCAGCUCUAAAGGCUAGCUACGAGGAACGCCAACAGGAUGAAAUCACUGCGCUUGAGGCAAUCUACGGCGCCGACUUCGUAAUCAAGGCUGCUCACAGUGCUUGGAAGAAGGCUGAGCCGUCGUUCGACAUUCACAUCAAAGCCGCUGCUGAUGAGGAUGUGGCUCUUACCCUGGGAGUGGUUCUAGUAGCCACGUAUCCCAAAUCGCCACCACUGCUCACCCUGAAGGACCACGGCAAUCUGAAGGAGGCUACUCUAUACAAAGUCCAGAUAUAUGUCGAGACACAGUCCAAGGAGUUCGUCAAGGAGGAGGAGGUCAUGAUGAUGAGUCUUGUCGAGGGCAUCAGAGAGAUCCUGGAGGAGGCUGCUCAGGCCAAGAUUGCUGGGCGCGCUCUCCCUACCCUCGAGCAAGAACGAGCGGCACAUGAAGCUGCCGUGGCUAAGCUUGCACGGGAACAGAAGGACAAAGAAGAGCAAAAAAAGCUCCAGGACACCAAGGAAGAGGAGAAGUAUCUCGGUCAAAUGGUGCAGCAGGAGCUCAGACGUCAGGACGAAAGGGUGAAAGAGUCAAGAAGGAAGAACCCGCCUAGCCAUGUCGCCUUCAGCCCAGUUGAUGGCACUCAAGAUUCCGACGGUGAACGCAUCGUGUUCGAUCAGCUUUGUAGACUGACGGACGUUGAUGGAAACUCCAUCGUCUUCAAUGCAGUCACAGGCAAGACCGAGUUCCUCGCUGGGCCCAUAACAAUGGUGUACGAAGUGCGUCCAGUAGUACCCACAGGACAAAAGCGACCCAGGCUUGCAUUGAAGCAGAUACAGGUCCACUCUGCAGGGAAGGAACAAGUGCAGUUCAAGAAGCAGUUACAGGCUUUGGAGUCGGAGCUGGACACGAUGAAAAAGCUCCGCCACCAGGCUGUCCUCGAGGUUCUCGAUUACAAGAUAGGCCGGGCUGCUAACGACAUUGCGAACACUAUGAGCUGGAAUGUCAGUGUGCUGAGUCCUUUUGCUGAAGACGGGUCCCUGGAAAAAUUGCUUCGGUGGUCGGGCCAUCUGGAUGUUAACAGGGUCCGGAGCUGCACCGUCAAUCUUCUCGACGCUCUGGGCUGGCUGCACAGCCAAGGAGUCGUGCAUCAGGAUAUCCACCCCGGCAACAUCUUACUGGUGACAGAACCGACAGGAGACAUGAUUCCAAAACUUGCUGAUGCCGGUUACCAGAGAGAACUGCACAAUCUGUGCACGACGACCCAAACAUUGACGUCUAUGAGGGAUACGAAGUCCGCUUACUGGUUUCCUCCCGAGAUUGCGGCUGCCUCCAAGGCGCAAUAUACUCAGAAGACGGAUAUCUGGGACUUUGGGCUCGUCUUCCUCCAAAUGAUACUUGGUCUCGAUGUGGCUCAAAAGUAUCAUUCGCCGGUAGAUCUCAUGGACUCGCUGUCAUUAUCUGAUGCACUAGAAGAGUUGGUGGCAUUCUUCUUCAAAUCAGAUCCGAAGAAGAGACCGCGUGCUUUCGAGUUGAGCUCGAGUGAAUUUCUAGCCACAGAUGCCCCUCUAUUCGUCGAGAAUACAUCGGCUGGCCAGUCCAGCACCACACUUGGCUCUCUGCCCCAAAUCACACCGAUUCGAAGCAGAUCCCGGCACAAUUCCACGACAAAUCGUGGCCAUACUUCAUCGAGAUAUAAGGAAGACUUUGUUGAAGAGGGCCGCCUUGGCAAAGGAGGCUUCGGCGAGGUCGUUAAGGCUCGCAAGAAGCUUGACGGUCAGGUAUAUGCCAUCAAGAAAAUCUCAUCUAGUUCCCAGGGAGGCUUGACGGAGGUGUUGAAAGAGGUACGGCUUCUCUCACAACUGAGUCACCCGGCUGUCGUGCGUUACUUCAACACCUGGCUAGAGGAGGCGUACGACAUAUCGGACACGGCUGACGAGGAGACUUCGACCGACGCUGGCGGCACGGAGCUCUCUCGAGAUACUGUAUCACAAGGUGGAUUCAAUAUCGAAUUCGCUACAAGCCAAGGCGGCCUAGACUUCAUCUCUUCAAGCAGACGGCUGGAUAUUGAGUUUGGUGACGACGACAGUGAGGCCGUCGAUGAUGAUGAUGAUGAUGAUGAUAACGGCGACGAUGACUAUGACGAAAGUACCGACGAAGAGGAUUCAGACGAGUCAGAUGAAGAGUCUGGGACUGAUACACAAGGGACGAAAGGGGCUCAACAUGUCUUGCCUGUACGAAAGCGAACACGACGGCCAAGUCACAGGCCUUUCAGAACAAUCUUGUACAUAUCCAUGGAGUAUUGCGAGAAGCGAACACUUCGCGACCUUAUCGCAAGAAAUCUGGCCAAGAACAAGACAGAAGUGUGGCGACUUUUUCGUCAGAUUCUGCAGGGCCUGGUCCAUAUACACAGCUUGAACAUUGUCCACCGUGAUCUCAAGCCGGACAAUAUAUUCAUUAGUGUUGGCCCGGAUGGCGUUAAUAAUGUCAAAAUAGGAGAUUUUGGACUGGCUAGCAAGGGUCUCAUAGCUGCAGACAAGGCACAUUCACAUCCAUCCGUCAUGGAUCAAGCGGAUAUGACGAGAAGCGUCGGAACGUCCGUUUACGUUGCCCCUGAGGUCAAAUCAGGCGGCAGUGGCAGUUAUACCUCUAAAGUCGAUAUGUACUCGCUGGGCAUCAUGUUCUUCGAGAUGUGCUAUCAGCCGAUGCUCGGCAUGCAGAGAGCGCAGGUUCUUGAGGACCUACGCAGAUCACACCCUGUCUUGCCAUCUGAUUUUGACCCUGGGGCAGCUCAAGCAGAAAUAAUCAUGUCUCUGCUCACUCACAACCCGAAAGAGCGCCCUUCCAGUACCGAGCUGUUGAAGAGCAACAAGCUUCCGGAUGAGAUGGAGAGCGACACUAUUCGGCGAGCGAUUGCUGGCGUGGCAGAUCCCAAUUCUCCGUUUUACGAAAAAAUUCUGUCGACAUUGUUCUCCAGAAAAGUAGACCAGGCAAAAGAUUUUGUUUGGGACAUGCAGACACAAACUUUCUCGACUACUGAGCUCCUUCGUCAGCGUGUUGUGAAGGAGACGCUGAUCUCUAUUUUCAAGUGCCAUGGAGCCGUUGAGGCGCCCACACCGAGCUUAUACCCUUCAUCGUCUCAUUACACCACCGCAGUCAAGCUCCUGGACCACAACGGUAGUCUACUGCAGCUACCCUUUGAUCUGAAGAUGGGUCGCGCCCGCAUGCUUGCCAAGUCAACAACUACGAUUCCCCAGCACUCUUACUCGUUUGGGAGCGUCUACCGAGAACAGCAUGGCGGUGGCCAACCCAAUCAAAUAGGUGUUGCGGAUUUUGACAUUGUGGCAAACAACACUCUAGAUUUGUCUUUGAAAGAAGCUCGCGUUCUAUCAGUGGUUGAUGACAUUAUUUCCGCCUUCCCGACGCUGUCCUCCAGCCAGAUGGCAUUCCAGCUUGGCCAUUCUGACCUCCUUCAGCUCAUCUUCGAAUAUUGUGGUAUUGAGCACACUGUGAGGAGAGCAGCUGCGGAAACACUGAGCAGGCUGAACGUUCAAGGCGUGACCUGGCAGAAGCUGCGAGGUGAACUGCGCUCGCCUCAGUGUGGUGUCUCCGCGACCAGUGUCGACGAGCUUCAGCGUUUCGACUUUCGGGAUACGCCGGCCAAAACAUUUUCUAAGCUGAAAACCCUAUUCGGAAACACCGACAUCUACCAAAAGGCCUCAUCCACGAUUGCUCACCUGAAGGAGGUCUACGAAUACUGCAAAGUCCUUGGAGUUAAAACCAAGAUUUACAUCAGUCCGUUAUACUCUGUCAACGAAGCAUUUUUCAGAGGUGGCCUCAUGUUUUCCUGCGUAUUUGACAAGAAGGUCAGAGUUGUCUUGGCUGCCGGAGGACGAUACGACAGCUUGAUAAAGGAACAUCGUCACAAGGCGGGGAGCAGCUUGGUGGGGGAGCGGCAUGCUGUCGGGGUGAGCCUCCCUUGGGAAAAGCUGGCCCAAGUACCCGCAAGGAGUGGUGGAAAGGCUUUCUUGAAAAAGGCAGCGGAAGAAGAAGUCCAUGGCCUGUUCAGCGGAAAACGCUGCGACGUUCUCGUGGCCAGCUUUGACCCGGUCAUCAGGAGAUCAACCGCGCUCGAGGUCCUACGCAGCCUACAGACUAAUGCCAUUAGCGCAGAGCUCGCAGAUGAGGCUCGUUCACCCGACGAGCUGAUACCCGAUCGGCCGGAAGAGCAGCCCGCGUGGAUGAUUAUCGUCAAAGCGGACAUACUCAAGAUCAAGACAUUUUGGCGUAACGUUCCUGACGAAGAUCUACCAGCAAGGGAGCUGUUGAACUGGUUGCGUGGCGAUAUGCGCGAGCGCGACUCAAAUACAAAGGCCACCACCAUGCCCUCUCGACCUCGCGGCGGGAUGGCCCACGCCGAGGGCAACAACUCUCUCGGCGACACAAGCCCCUUCCCGUACUCCAACCAGGGUCACCAUCAGCAAGAAGUACGGGUGCUAACCGCACAAACCAAGUCCAAGAAGUUUAACAGGCAGACGGUCGUCGAGCAGGCACAGAGCAGCGCAGCCAAGCUCGUCCAGGGCUUCCUGGACGGGCCCAUCGCGGCCAUCGAGACAACCGACCACGUGCUCAACGCUAUCAGGGGAACAAGCCUCUUGGAAGCCGACACCUGGCGAAAGCUCGACGUCACCAAUGCUGAGAAGAAGUACGUGCGUGAGGUGCAGGACAUGCUGCUUGAAUUCCGGGAUGCGGGUUUGAAGCAUGCUUUCGUGUACAACUUCCGGACGGGGAGUUGUAUCUACUAUGAUUUAGCGGCCUAG